AGUGAAAAAAAUCAUGUAUAGUGGAUCAUCGCUAGUAGACUUAAAAGCUGAAUUAACAAGAAAAGAAGAACAGUUGAUACAAAAAUCUAAAAAACAUGAAGAAUAUAAUAGAAAAGGGAAUCAAACUUUCGCAAAGAGCAGAAUAUGGAAAAGAAUUAUUUAUUAUUAUUGAGUUGUAUCGUUUUGAUUUCUCUGGUUGUACGUUAUUGCGUGUCAUUGAAUUCAUAUUCUGGUGCCAACACACCUCCAAUAUUUGGAGAUUAUGAAGCCCAGAGACAUUGGAUGGAAAUUACAUAUCAUUUAAAUAUCACAGAUUGGUAUCAACAAACGAAAGAUAAUGACCUUAUGUAUUGGGGUCUUGACUAUCCCCCUUUAACUGCAUAUCACAGUAAAAUCUGUGGCUAUAUAGCAAACCUAAUUAAUCCUGAUUGGGUUGCGUUGAAGUCAUCUCGUGGUCAUGAAAGUUACCAACACAAGCUGUUUAUGAGAAAUAGUGUGAUGUUUGUUGAUGUUUUGAUCUACAUACCAGCUGUCAUAUUCUACUUUGCUACUGUGUUGAACAAAGUUUCAAAAGUCAAUCAAUUAUGCAUCUCAUGUUUUGUGUUGUUAUAUCCUGGACUUAUACUUGUCGAUCAUGGACACUUUCAAUAUAAUUGUGUUAGUUUAGGCUUGAUGUUGUUAGCUGUCAUCUCUUUCAUAAAAAACGCACAUCUAAUUGGCUCGAUAUGUUUUGUGUUUGCGUUGAAUUAUAAGCAAAUGGAAUUAUAUCACUCGUUACCAGUCUUCUUUUAUUUGUUGGGUGUAUGCUAUAAUCAGAAGAGUUGGUUUCAAAGUUUUGUAAAAUUGGCAUCAAUUGGAAUAACAGUCAUAUUUUCUUUUAUAUUGUGCUGGUUACCAUUUUUAAGAAGUGCUGAGUCAGCAUUGCAAGUGUUACGCAGACUCUUCCCAUUAAAUCGUGGUUUAUAUGAGGAUAAAGUAGCAAAUUUUUGGUGUGCAUUGUCCGCUGUUAUCAAGAUUAAGCACAUUCUGAAACAGGAACACAUUGUGUGGUUAUGCAUUACCACAACCUUACUGGUUUGUUUACCUUCUGGUAUUAACCUGUUUGUGUGUGCUUCGAAGAAGAAGUUUCUCUUCGCACUGGUAAACUGUUCGCUGGCGUUUUUUUUGUUCUCUUAUCAAGUUCAUGAAAAGUCGAUACUCAUUGUAGCUUUACCGGUUUGUUUGGUUUUUCCUUAUACUCCUGUUGCAAGUGUUUGGUUUCUUGCAGUAUCAACUGUCAGUAUGUAUCCACUGUUGUUUCGUGAUGGACAAGCUGUGUCAUAUUUUGCGUUGCUCGCCAUCUUUCUGGUCGCUUCAAUGUUUAUAGUUGAUCUAAAGUCACAUUCAAAAUGGCUGAAAUUAUGUAUUGGUUUUUCGUUGUUCGUCAAUAUUUCUGUGCACAUUUUACACGCUACCGUGAAACCUCCAGAACGUCUCCCUGAUAUAUUUCCAUUAUUGUUUGCAGUUAAUUCGUGCGUCCAUUUUCUACUGUUUUUAAUUUAUUUUAAUUAUAUGCAAAUUAUUUGUAAUGAUGACAAUAAAUUAUGUAAUUUAUAUGUUUGUCAUGAAAGCAAAGAGAGAAAACUUAAAUAGAA
Messenger RNA from Hydractinia symbiolongicarpus, 1634 nucleotides. RefSeq names its product dolichyl pyrophosphate Man9GlcNAc2 alpha-1,3-glucosyltransferase-like. The transcript has 15 exons. Gene Ontology annotation, cellular component: endoplasmic reticulum membrane. Lineage: Eukaryota; Metazoa; Cnidaria; Hydrozoa; Anthoathecata; Hydractiniidae. Bases 145 to 1632 code for a protein of 495 amino acids. Gene Ontology annotation, molecular function: dolichyl pyrophosphate Man9GlcNAc2 alpha-1,3-glucosyltransferase activity. Gene Ontology annotation, biological process: protein N-linked glycosylation. The record is from RefSeq and is a predicted model, not a curated record.